AUGCGUUCACGAACCGGAUGCCUAACUUGCCGUCAGCGGAAGCUGAAGUGCGAUGAAAAGAAGCCAGUUUGUGGGCAAUGCACAAAGGCUUCCAGAGAAUGCAUACCAAGCUCAGGCAUUGUCUUCCGCCACCAACACAAUGCCUCCAUGAAUGGGGACGACUCGGGCGAUGAGAACUCCCUCAAGGGCUUCUAUGCAUACAAGAACACAUUUGAUGACGAUGCCAUCUGGAUAGACAUUCCCAAGCAUGUCACAUUCAUCAACACCACCAACCCAUAUCUUGAUCCUGGCACACCUGACUUUGACAACAUGUCAACAGCUUCCAUGGAAUCACCAGGACCAUUUGAGGCUCGUUCAUUAGGCUCAUGGCGUACACACAGCACUUUCCAAUCAGUUACCAGCACACCAUCCAGUUUGGGACCCGAACUAGCGCCUACCAGCAUACCGUUCUGCUACACUCCCGAACUUGAGGCCCUGCCGCCUCUGAUGCAGUCACCUCCCACAUCUACAGUAGGAACGCCCAUGUCACCGCCCAUGUCAUUAUGCAACCGACACAUACACCCAGUCAUGGACUACACCGUUUCUGCUGCUCCGUCGCCACCUAUUGAUCCUCGCCUCAACUCACCAUACGACUCUUCCGACCGAAUGCAUCGGUCUGUCUCCAUAUCCAGCUCCAGACGGUCAGUGCCCCGUUCGGAUGGCGGCAUGUCACCUCAAGACGACCAAGAAAUUGCCUUCCUCCUGCGGCAUUUCUCAGAAGGUCCCGGAUACUGGAUGGAUCUCUUCGACAUCGGAACAUACUUUGCUUCGUACGUUCCUGUCAAAGCGCGUGAGAAUCCACUACUCAAGUUUGCGGCCGUUGCGUGUGCUGCCAAGGCACUUGCACGUGUUCAGGGACGCAACUCCGUCAUGGGAGGUAGCGCCACAUACCAAGCUCGGAUGGCCCAGUAUCCAGAUGCGCAACUAGUAGACUGGAAGCACAAGGCUGCCGUAUAUUAUGAUACUGCCGUGUCAUUGCUACUGCACGCUCUGAAGAUGGAUGUCGUAUCUUCUCCUGACGAAUCAGAGUGCGAGCAGAGAUACCCUUCCUCGGCUUUUGACGGACCAGUCCCCAAACGACGACGGACUUCGAGCAACACAUCGUUUGCAUCCAACACAGACGAUCUUCUUGCAGCCUCCGCCAUUCUGUGCGCCUACGAGUUCCUCGACACAUCCGUUUCGGAAUGGGCCAAGCACCUAAAUGGUGCUAAGUCUCUUCUGGUCCUUUCCCAAGAGCACGGUAUGCCACUACAACUACCAACACCCACAUCGACAUCCCCGUUGUCAAGUUACAACAUGACUUCCAAGGCUCGUAGGGCGACGUUCUGGAACAUUGCUAGGCAGGAUAUGCUUGCAGCUUUCAUCAAUAAAACACACACAAGACUUGAUACUGAAGACUUGGCUAUCUGGAGGGACGCAGGUCUCAUGGUUGAUGAGCAAGGCUUCAUCAUGCCGAGCAACAUUGCAGCAAGCGGCUACCUUGAAGAAGGCGAUGCUACCAUGCGAGAAGAUAUUGUAUGCAACGCUCUUGUUUGGCUCAUGGCUAAACUAGUCAACUUCAUGGCUGCUGGCGAUGAGAUUGCCAGCCCAUCUGGAGUUAGCUGGAGCGGUGUUUCGCAGCGCACACUGCUCGAAUACUGGUUCAGUCUACGAAAGCAGCUCCAGGUCUGGUACGACGGUCUCCCUCCGACAUUCCAGCCAUCAGCCAGGGUUACACCUUCACACACGCCCGGUCAAUCUCCGACAAACGAGAACGCAGCCAUGUUCAGCGAAGUGUGGUACUCAAUCCCCAUGUGCGCUGCUACUAUGCAGACAUACCACAUGUCGCAGAUCCUUCUCUUCAUGAACAAGCCGCACGAGUCGACGCAAGGCCGUAGCACGCUGGUUGCGCGCAUGAACUCGUAUCAAUCUGUGCUUGCGACAUGCCAGAAGCAUAGCCGUGAGAUCGUUGGAAUCUCGCUGGCUCGGUCAGAUGAGGCCGUUCGGAUUCAUUCCGUACAACCCUUGUUCACAGCUGGUCAAUGCUUGAGCGAUCCGCGAGAACGCCAAGUUGUCUUAGACCUUCUGAGGGACAUUGAGUCUGACAUCGGCUGGGCUACGGAGUAUCGUGUGCGGCAAUUAUUCGAGCAAUGGCAAGGAGAAGAACCGGAGGGUUUGGUACCAUGA
This is a messenger RNA of Bipolaris oryzae ATCC 44560, 2205 nucleotides long. RefSeq lists its product as uncharacterized. Lineage: Eukaryota; Fungi; Ascomycota; Dothideomycetes; Pleosporales; Pleosporaceae. Gene Ontology annotation, biological process: positive regulation of transcription by RNA polymerase II. Gene Ontology annotation, molecular function: transcription cis-regulatory region binding; DNA-binding transcription factor activity, RNA polymerase II-specific; zinc ion binding. The record is from RefSeq and is a predicted model, not a curated record. The transcript has 4 exons. Gene Ontology annotation, cellular component: nucleus. The coding region runs from base 1 to 2205 and encodes 734 amino acids.